CUUCGCUCCUCCCUCCUCGCCCUCCCAUUGGCUCCCCCUCCUCCCGCCCCGCCUCUCUCUCCCUCCCAUUGGCUCCACCCCUGAGGGGAAGCCGUGAGGGCGGCCAAGAUGGCGGCGGGGUGAGGCGGCGAUGGCGGCGAUGUCCGGGCCGGAGGAGCGCGAUGCCGGCGGCGGCCCCGCCGCUCCCUCCGCUCCUUCCGCGGCCGCUCCCGGUCCCGCGGCCGCGGCCGCGCUGGGCGGCGAAAGCGGCGGCGCCGAAGAAGCGGCGGCGCUGCUGUUGGAGGCGGGCGCCGAUCCCGACGCGCCGCCCAAGAAGCGGCUGAGGGCGGCCGGGAGCGGCGGCGGCGGCGCGGAGGGGGCGGCGGGCAGCGUGAAGCUGGAGGAGCGCCUCUACUCCGUGCUCUGCUGCACCGUGUGCCUCGAUCUGCCCAAGGCUUCCGUCUACCAGUGCACCAACGGACACCUGAUGUGCGCGGGCUGUUUCAUCCACCUGCUGGCCGACUCCCGGCUCAAGGAGGAGCAGGCCACGUGCCCCAACUGCCGCUGCGAGAUCUCCAAGAGCCUCUGCUGCCGCAACCUGGCCGUGGAGAAGGCGGUCAGCGAGCUGCCGGCCGAGUGCGGCUUCUGCGCCCGCCAGUUCCCCCGCUCCCUGCUCGAGCGCCACCAGAAGGAGGAGUGCCAGGACAGGGUGACGCAGUGCAAGUACAAGCGCAUCGGCUGCCCCUGGCAGGGCCCCUUCCACGAGCUCUCGGUGCACGAGGCCGAGUGCUCGCACCCCACCAAGACGGGCAACGAGCUGAUGGAGAUCCUGGACGAGAUGGACCAAACGCGCAAGAAGGAGAUGCAGCUCUACAACAGCAUCUUCAGCCUGCUCAGCUUCGAGAAGAUCGGCUACACCGAGGUGCAGUUCCGCCCGUACCGCACCGACGACUUCAUCACGCGCCUGUACUACGAGACGCCGCGCCUCACCGUGCUCAACCAGACCUGGGUGCUGAAGGCGCGCGUCAACGACUCCGAGCGCAACCCCAACCUGUCGUGCAAGCGCACGCUGAGCUUCCAGCUGAUCCUCAAGAGCAAGGUCAACUCCCCCAUGGAAUGCUCCUUCCUGCUCCUGGAGGGGCCCUACGACGACGUCAAGAUCAACCCCGUCAUCUACCACUUCGUCUUCAGCAACGAGAGCAACGAGACCGACUACAUGGCGCUGCCCAUCGUCGACUCGGUGGAGUGCAACAAACUGCUGGCGGCCAAGAACAUCAACCUGCGGCUUUUUAUAUUCCAGAUCCAAAAAUAAAACAUGACUUUUG
Messenger RNA from Vidua chalybeata, 1304 nucleotides. RefSeq names its product zinc finger TRAF-type-containing protein 1-A-like. The coding region runs from base 131 to 1291 and encodes 386 amino acids. Gene Ontology annotation, molecular function: zinc ion binding. The record is from RefSeq and is a predicted model, not a curated record. NCBI's taxonomy places the organism in Eukaryota, Metazoa, Chordata, Aves, Passeriformes, Viduidae. The transcript has 4 exons. Gene Ontology annotation, cellular component: nucleus.